This is a messenger RNA of Fraxinus pennsylvanica, 1704 nucleotides long. Lineage: Eukaryota; Viridiplantae; Streptophyta; Magnoliopsida; Lamiales; Oleaceae. The record is from the annotation of a GenBank genome assembly.
AUGGAUCCUUCCAAGUUUCUUAGCUUUUUUCUUGUACUGAGUUUUGCCUUUUCUUCAGCAAAUGCCGAAAUACAUUUCCAUGAAUUUGUUGUUCAAGCAACGCCGGUGAAGAGGUUGUGCAGUAAUAACAACAUAAUUACGGUCAAUGGACAGUUUCCUGGACCUACAUUGGAAGUUCGAGAUGGAGAUACUCUUGUAAUCAAAGUCAUCAACAGCGCACGUUACAACAUUACACUCCAUUGGCAUGGUAUUCGUCAGAUGCGAACACCAUGGGCAGAUGGUCCAGAAUAUGUUACCCAAUGUCCUAUUCAACCUGGGGGAUCAUAUACAUACAGGUUCCCUAUUGAGAACCAGGAUGGAACAUUGUGGUGGCAUGCUCAUAGCAGAUGGCUUAGAGCUACAGUUUAUGGAGCACUCAUUAUAUACCCGAAACUUGGUGUUCCAUACCCCUUCACAAAACCCAAUAAAGAAAUCCCUAUACUUCUCGGAGAAUGGUGGAACAGGGACAUCAUUAGUGUACUUCGACAGGCUCAGUUUACAGGGGCAGCUCCUAAUGUUUCUGAUGCAUACACCAUUAAUGGGCAACCUGGUGGCCUGUACAAAUGUUCUAGCAAAGAAACCGCGAAAUUCUAUGUGAAAUCUGGGGAUAGUGUACUUCUCCGAGUCAUCAAUGCUGCGCUCAAUCAAGAACUCUUCUUUACAGUUGCCAACCACAUGUUAACCGUGGUUGGGAAUGACGCAGCCUAUAACAAGCCUUUCACAACCAGAGUCAUCAUGCUUGGGCCUGGACAGACUACAAACGUCCUCCUUUCAGCUAAUCAACCUGCAGGACGUUAUUAUAUGGCGACUCGUGCAUAUGCUACCGCCCAAAAUGCACCAUUUGACAAUACAACUGCCACUGCUAUUCUAGAAUAUGAUUCUGUUCCCUGCACUGCCAAAACUGGAUUAGCCCCGAGACCAUUGUUGCCACCACUUCCUGCAUUCAAUGACACUCCGACUGUAACAGCAUUCACCAGCCAAAUAAGAAGUCUUUCUACGCAAAAUGGUCAAGUCUCUACUCAAAUUGAUGAAAACCUGUUUUUUACUGUGGGAUUAGGUCUAAUAAACUGUAUGCCUGGACCAAGAUGCCAGGGGCCAAAUAACACACGCUUUGCUGCUAGCAUGAACAAUAUAUCCUUUGUCCUUCCUAGGAGGACGUCCUUAUUGCAAGCGUACUAUCAAAACAUACCAGGUAUCUACACCACUGAUUUCCCACCUGUCCCUCCAGUGAUGUUCGAUUAUACAGGCAACGUGAGUCGUGCACUCUGGCAACCACGGAAAGCAACUAAGUUGUACAAAUUAAAGUUUGGUUCAAGUGUACAAAUUGUGUUACAAGACACUGCUAUUGUCACAACAGAAGACCAUCCGUUGCAUCUCCAUGGAUAUCAUUUUUAUGUUGUUGGCCAGGGCUUUGGCAACUUCAAUCCAAACAGAGAUACAGCGAGAUUCAACCUCAUUGAUCCGCCUGUUCGCAACACAAUUAACGUGCCUGUUGGUGGAUGGGCAGUUAUUCGGUUCGUGGCAGAUAACCCAGGAGUUUGGCUUAUGCACUGCCACAUAGAUUCCCAUUUAACCUGGGGCUUUGCUAUGUCGUUCUUGGUCGAGAAUGGACCUGGAGAGUUGCAGUCAGUUGUGCCCCCUCCGCCAGAUCUUCCUCCUUGUUAG